UGAAGAUCUCCAUCUCUCGAUCGUUACGGAGUGUCAAUCUUUCUCAUUGUCCUCUCUCUCUCACUCACCGUACUCGCUGGACAAGGCAUGCGUUGGUGACGCUUCGGCGGAGCGACACGAAUAAACACAAACCUAUCUACCUAUAUCUACCUGUACGACAAUCAGAUACGUGUGGGUGGUUACCGAAUAACCUUCCGCAACGAUGGUAGCGUGGCUCGUCCUGCUUACGCUUUCGUCACUGGAACUCGUAAACGGAUGGAUCCACCAAUGCACAGUAAUGUCGCUGUACAUUCGUCGACCCACGGUUAGCGCAUCGCUCGCGUUCUCCCACGUCACCACGCAUCUGGACGAACACGACCACGAAUUCGGUGCGAAUCGAACUCUCGAAACGUCCACAGGGACAACCCGCUACGAUCUCGGUAUUGGCAAGAACGCACCACUCGGAUCGGCCUCCAAUACGACGAUUCCUGCUAUGCUUGCCGGACCAUCGGAUCCAAACGUCCCCACCCCAGUUGCCACCGAGUCGACUCAAUCCGUGCCUUUUUCGGCGGCUUCACGGGGUGAAAACUGGGUGGCACUCGAUCCGGUGCACAAGCCGUCCACUCCAGCAUCGCGGACCCGCCAUUCGCCCCAUCCCGUAUCCGAACAAACGGCAAAGCCUGUGAACGGUCUAUCCAGUACCCAAAAACCCGCACCCACCACGUCUCGGCGCAUGGUGGCACGUGACAACCGAUCGGCCAAGUUGCGUGCAGCCCUGUGGGACGAAGGACACUACCAAAAGCACGAGUCGCCAUUGCUGCCCUCGCACCCACACGACCCCACCACUAGCACUGCUGUUGCUGACACUACCAAACAAUCAUCCUCCACCGUUCCGAACGUCCACGAGAUCGUCCAACGCUCAACCACCAUUACGGCGGAUGGACCAUCCCCGCCAACGGCCUUUUAUCCCGACAUUGAUCUUUCCAUUCCCGAUUCCGUAUACGCUGACGACGGAUCGGUGGAUCUAGUAUGGGAUCUCUUGCGCUGGGAUGCCUACCAAGAAGCCCAGCGCGAGCCACUAUUGGUCUCCUUUUUGUAUUCCACUAUUCUCAACCAUCCAUCACUGGAAAGCUCCUUGUCUUUCCUUUUGGCCAACCGCCUCCAAAGCCCCGCCAUGAUGAUUUCCACACAGCUCCAGUCUCUCAUCUACGCUUCCCUCCAACGCUGUCCCAUCUUUCGAAGGGCUCUCCGGGCGGAUCUCAUGGCCGUCCGAGAUCGUGAUCCCGCCGUACAAUCGCUACCCGACGUGUUUUUGUACUUUAAAGGAUUCCACGCGCUCGAAUCACACCGCGUCGCGCAUACUCUUUGGAAAAAGCAAAAUAAACGCGUGCUGGCGCAAUACCUGCAGUCCCAAGUCUCCCAAACCUUCCAAAUCGACAUUCAUCCGAACGCAACCUUUGGUAUGGGAAUUAUGCUGGACCACGGGACGGGAAUUGUCGUUGGGGAAACCGCGGCGGUCGGACACAACUGCUCUAUUCUGCAUCACGUUACCUUGGGGGGAUCCGGUAAAAAAGGAGUGGAUCGACACCCCCGGGUCGGUAACGGUGUCUUGCUUGGAGCCGGGGCCACUGUACUAGGUCCCGUCCACAUUGGCGACGGCUCUCAGGUCGGUGCAGGCACUCUGGUCAUUUCUGAUUUGCCCUCCCAUUGCGUCGCCGUCGGUGUUCCGGCACGCAUCAUUGGCAGCUUUAUUGACGUUACGGAACAGCCUUCGAUCGGUAUGAAUCAAAUUAUGGACGAAAACCGAAAGAUUGUUGCGACGUUUGAAUCGGACGGGAUAUGACUUUGAACGGUUGACGGUGAAUCCACGAUGGUUGUAACGAGAAAUCAAUGCUCAUUGUAGUUUUUGGAUAUGAAUAGUCGUGCAGUGUUUCUACCAUUU
Phaeodactylum tricornutum CCAP 1055/1 is the source of this 1921-nucleotide messenger RNA. RefSeq lists its product with no specific name. Lineage: Eukaryota; Bacillariophyta; Bacillariophyceae; Surirellales; Neidiaceae. Gene Ontology annotation, molecular function: L-serine O-acetyltransferase activity. The transcript has a single exon. The coding region runs from base 203 to 1822 and encodes 539 amino acids. Gene Ontology annotation, cellular component: cytosol; cytoplasm. The record is from RefSeq and is a predicted model, not a curated record.